This is a messenger RNA of Amphibalanus amphitrite, 3737 nucleotides long. Its product is annotated as patched domain-containing protein 3-like. Bases 113 to 3178 code for a protein of 1021 amino acids. The record is from RefSeq and is a predicted model, not a curated record. NCBI's taxonomy places the organism in Eukaryota, Metazoa, Arthropoda, Thecostraca, Balanomorpha, Balanidae. The transcript is spliced from 10 exons. Gene Ontology annotation, cellular component: plasma membrane; cytoplasmic vesicle membrane.
GUGGUGCAGUGUGGAAGGAGAGCGGGCAGUGUCAGCAGCUGCCAGCAGCGGGCGGAGAGUCAGCGGAGCACCACCAGCGGCAUAUCCGGGGCGGCGUCAGUACACGGUCACGAUGCGCUGCAGCCGGACGCUGGGAGUGGUGGACCGGGUGCUGAGCGCCCAGUUCCGCCGGCUGGGGGCGCACAUCGGACGACGGCCCAGCUACUUCAUCAUCUUCCCCGUCAUGAUCACCCUGCUGGCUGCCACCGGAGUGCAGCAGCUGCGCUACCAGGACGACCCCGAGUACCUCUUCUCGCCGUCCACGGGACGCUCCAAGCAGGAGCGAGCCACUGUCGACCGACUGUACCCGACCAACUUCUCACAGUUCAACACGGGCAGGAUGGUCGACAUGGGGCACUUCAUUCGGCUGGUGGUGACGGCACCGGCCGGCGGCGGACCCCUGCUCACAGAGAGGGUGUUCGAUCAACUAUACGAACUGGACGAGGCCGUCAGAAAGGUGCGCGUGGACGCGGGUGAGGAGAGCUGGACGUACGACCAGAUCUGCGCCACUUGGGGCGACGACUGCCUCGACAACGUCGCGCUCAAGAUGCGCAAAUACAUCAAGGAUGUGGAGGCGAACAAGAGUACCGUCACGUAUCCGGUUUGGUUCGAGGCAGAUGACGUGCUGCCUGUGAUCGAGACGUUCGGCUCGCCUGAGCUAGACGGAGAUCGUGUGGUCGACGUGCCGGCGCUGCAGAUGCUCUACUGGGUCGGCAACCACGAGUACUUCAACGUCAGCCUGUCUCUAAAGUGGGAGCUGGCAGUUCAGGAGCGACUGGCCCAGAUCAUCCCGACGUUCGAGCACCUCAACAUCUCUCGGUUCGGCUCGGAGACGCUGAAGCGCGAGCUGGACGUGAACACGAGGUCGGUGAUCCCGUACAUGGCGGCCACGGUGGUGGUGAUGCUGCUGUUCUCGAUGGUGUCUACCUCGAUGGCCGACUGGGUGCGCUCCAAGCCGCUGCUCGGACUGGCCGGCGUGGUCAGCGCGCUGAUGGCCUGCGGCACCGCCUUCGGCAUCCUCAUGUACUGCCAGCUCGAGUUCAUCGGUAUCAACCUGGCCGCGCCGUUCCUCAUGCUCGGUAUCGGUCUGGACGACACGUUUGUGAUGCUGGCGGCGUGGCGUCGGACGCGCGUGCAGGACCCGGUGCCGGAGCGGAUGGCGGUCACCUACGGUGACGCGGCCGUGUCCAUCACCAUUACAUCACUGACGAACGUCAUCUCGUUCCUGGUGGGCGCCAUCAGCCCGUUCCCCAGCGUGCAGAUCUUCUGUCUCUACACAGGACUGUCCGUGGCCGUUACGUUCGCUUGGCACGUCCUGUUCUUCGGCGCGUGUCUGGCUCUGUCCGGGUACGCUGAACAGAGGAACCUGCACGCACUCACCCUGCGGCCGGUGCUGCCCGUCUCGCAGUCAGACUCCAAGUCGCCGGCGUACCGGCUCUUCUGCGCCGGAGGGAUCUCGGAGAAGGAGCCGUGGAACGAACGAGACAACCAGGACCACGCGCUUAUGACCUUCUUCCGAGACAGCCUGGGACGGGCGCUGAACAAACCCGCCGUCAAAGCCCUGGUGAUCGUCGCCUUCCUCUGCUACCUCGGAGUGGCCAUCUGGGGCUGCACCAUGGUCCGCGAGGGACUCGACCGGCGCAAGCUCUCCCGUGACGACUCGUAUGCCAUCCAUGCUUACGAGGUGGAGGACCGCUACUUCAGAAUGCACCCAUAUCGCAUCCAGGUGGUCGUGGAGGGUGAGUACAACUACAGCGACCCCGUGCUGCAAGACCAGAUGUCCACACUGGUGGACACGUUCAAGAACUCGACGUUUGUGGACGGCGAGACCGACCUGCUGACCGAGUUCUGGAUGAAACGCUGGCUGUUCGACAUGGAUCUGUACGACACUAUCGGCCUGGACGGCACUCAGAGCGUCGACAACCUGAAAAGUUGGCUCGAGGGAAGCCAGUACGAGCAGGACGUGAUUUUCGACUCGGCUGGAGAGAAGAUCGUAUCGACUCGCUUCCUGAUCCAGACACAAGACAUCCGAGAUACCCAGGAAGACAUGCGCAUGAUGCUGGAACUAAGACGCAUCUGCGACGAAUCCGAUUUCAAGUGCACCGUUUAUCACCCGAUGUUCACAUUCUUCGAUCAGUUUGCUGUAGUGCGCGAGGUCUCCAUCCAGUCCAUCUCCAUCAGCGCAGUGGUGAUGAUGAUCGUCUCCCUCAUCUUCAUCCCGAGUCCCACGUGCUCACUCUGGGUGGCCUUCAGCAUCAUCAGCAUCGAGACCGGCGUCGUCGGCUACAUGACGCUGUGGAACGUCAACCUCGACUGCAUCUCCAUGAUCAACCUCAUCAUGUGCAUCGGCUUCUCGGUGGAUUUCUCCGCCCAUAUCAGCUACGCGUACCUGUCUGGUCGAGGACUGUCUGCCGACGAUAGGCUCCGGGAGGCACUUCACUCCCUGGGCCUGCCGAUCCUGCAGGGAGGCGUCUCCACCAUCCUUGCGGUAGGAACCCUGGCACUGGCACCCUCCUACAUCUUUAUCACCUUCUUCAAGACCAACUUCCUGGUGAUCGCGUUCGGUAUGUUGCACGGCAUGCUGCUCCUGCCGGUGCUGCUGUCUUUGCUGGGUCCAGGAUCGCACUGCUGCUCCGGACGCGGCAAAGGCGAGGACCCUGAGGAACCCCGAGUAGAGUCGAUCGCCUGCCCCGAGCAGAAGAUCAUCUUGGCCUCGGAGACGCCACUGCGGAUCCCUCGGCCGCAGACCACGCUGCCGAAGACCAAGGCCGGGUCGGACCGCGAUAGUCUGGAGAGCAGCCGCGACCUCGGUCUGGGCACCUCCGCUGAAGAGGAGAGCAGCAGCAGCCGCGAGAGCAGCGUCGGCGUCGCCAGCGACGAGGGCCCGUCGCCGGCGACCAGUCGCUCGCGGCCGGCCCGCUCUCGCUCGCUGUGCGCGCGUGCAGAGCGUUACGCCAACGCUGGCUACGUGACUGAUGAUGAGCUCAACAGUCCGAUACCGGCAGCGAGACAGCGGGUCCGGCACCGCUCCGAGCGGGGUCGGCCCUCCAGCCGGAGCAGCAGCGGCAUUGCCAGCAGCCAGUCCAGCACCCAGUCCAGCAGCGUCAACAGCAGUCAGCCGGGCAGUCCGGCCAGGUAGCCUGACCAGACAGACGGCCGACCGUCUCGGAGGCGAGUUAUUCACACCCGGCGGUAUGAGCUGGGCGUUACUGUUGCCUGAUGAUGUCGAUGUGGAAUGUGGAUGUUGAUAAUGUGCUCGUAGAGAAGCAUCAAUGUCGCAAGUCUUCUUGCAGCGAUCAAUUCUUGAGCAUGGAGCAUAAUAGUUUUGCAGUGCCUCGAUCAGCUGUGAUUAAAGAAAGCUAAAAAUGUAUAAAAAAAAAAAAGUGGCGGUUGGCGAUUGUUUGACAGGGAUUAUAUGUGUCAUGAAGCAGUUGCGUUGCUGCAUGAUGAGGAAUUUAAAAGCAAAACUGUCUUAUCUUGCGUUAUGUGGGAUACCUAACGCUGAAUAAUUAUAGACUGUGAUUAGAACGUGUAACUCAUAUGUAUGAAUCUGCGUGCUUCACCCGCGCGGGAGGCCUGUCCAGGCCAUUGGAUCACGCUGUUAUUUGAAUGUACAAACUGCCACGGCCCAUAAUAAUGGCCGACUUGAUAAACACUGCAGUCGCAUGUUUUUAUAUAAAUAAACGGUACGAGAACCA